This is a messenger RNA of Oikopleura dioica, 1848 nucleotides long. NCBI's taxonomy places the organism in Eukaryota, Metazoa, Chordata, Appendicularia, Copelata, Oikopleuridae. The record is from the annotation of a GenBank genome assembly.
AUGUUUUCGCAAAUAAUGAACUCGUUUAUUGCCAGCAGAGAAAAGGGAGGAACGCAGAGUGGAGGAAUUUCAAACGAAAGAGUUUUAGCGGCGAAUUCGGAUUCUAGACUCAGACCUCAAAACUCAUCAAUUCGAUCAUCUGGUCAAGCUCAAAAUCAGCCAUCUUUGCUCAGAAAUCAGCCGGCAGUAAACCGAAAUCAUCAAGUAAGCCAAGAGCAAAAGCCGAUGACGGUCAGGACGCAAGUUCCGGGUAGCCAAGAUGUCGGGCGACAUUUGAACAGAAAGGAGUUGGCCACGAUGUCGAAUUUGGACAAGAGGUUGAAGGGGAAAAGAGUCGGCCCACAGACACUUUUGGACAAACACGAAGCAAAAAAGGAGCAAAAGGGAAAAUACCCCUACCGAACCGGUGCGAUCGAAGAAGACUACGAAGUCGGCCAAGACCUUGGCGCCGGUCAAUUUGCGGUUGUAAAGCGAGUUCGACACAGGAAAACUGGGAAGUUCUACGCCGCCAAAUACAUUCGAAAGAGAAAAGUAAAGACGUCGAGAAGAGGAGUUCCGCAAGAAGAAAUUGAGAAGGAAAUUGCUGUUUUACAAGACUUAGAUCACCCCCGAAUCGUUAAACUGCGCGAAUCGUGGAACACUGCCAACGAAAUCAUUCUUGUCCUGGAACUAGUCAGCGGGGGCGAGCUCUUCGACUACCUUGCCGAGCGAGAGCAGCUGACGGAGAACGAAGCUGCCGGAAUCAUCAAGCAAGUUCUGGAAACGAUUUCGUAUAUGCACGAAUUGAAAAUUGCGCAUUUUGAUUUGAAGCCGGAAAAUGUCAUGUGCCUACCUGGAAAUGUACCGGCAGGUGGAGCACCAAAAAUCAAACUUGUCGAUUUCGGCCUGUCCCAGCGAUGCGAUUUGGGAAUUGAAGUCACUGCCAUGCAUGGAACUCCCGAAUUCGUCGCCCCAGAAGUGUUGGCCUUUGAACCAAUCGGCCUUGAAGCAGAUUUGUGGAGCAUCGGAGUCAUCACUUACAUCCUUCUUUCAGGCUGCUCUCCUUUUCAAGGGGACGACAAGGCAGAAACAUUCCAAAGAAUCGCCCAGAUGGACUAUUCUUUCGACGAUGAAGAUUUUGCUGGAGUAUCUCAAGAUGCAAAGGAUUUUAUUGAAAUGCUCUUCACUCGAAACCCGCUGGAACGAGCCACUGCAAAGGACUGUCUCAAAUCAAGCUGGAUAAAGAGAUUCACGCCCGAGGGAGUUGCGAUUGACGUCGAAGCCGAAAUGAGAGUUUUGCGAAGAGAACAAAAGGAACUUGAAGAAAAAGUCAAAAUCAACGAAGGGCAGUAUGAGAAGCAAAAACAAGGUGCUCAAGGGUCACUUCACCGAAACAGCCGACUUACUGCAGAUACUAGUGCUGCCGGACUUUUAAGGCAACUGAGCGAGCAGCGAAAAACCCUUCAAAAAGAUGUCGAUGAUUUCCGAACUCAACUUAUUGGCAAAGAGGGCGCUCGAAGAAGAGGAUCUCUAGUUCGAGAACCAUCUGAAGCUCAGACGCAGAGACACUACGAUACUUCCUUCAAUAUAAAUGGGCGGACUUUUGAUGUCCAACAAACUCGACAAACAAUUGGCUCUGGAAUCACCCGAUUGGAGCAGUCUGCUAGUGGCUUAGAAACUCACAGAUCUGAUAUCAGGAGAAUGACGAGAACAAGCCAGAAUACGAUGGAUAGCCUCAAUCGAUCGCUUAACUCUUCCCUUAGCAGGUUUUCUUCACUCGGUUCCGAGGUUCGUUCACGAUUUGGACCAGAUCUGUCAACAACUGCAUAUUCGUCACUGUAUUCCUCGGGUAGACAGAAGAGAUUUUAG